Molecule: messenger RNA, 917 nt
Organism: Drosophila yakuba
Lineage: Eukaryota; Metazoa; Arthropoda; Insecta; Diptera; Drosophilidae
Product: protein D3
Exons: 2
Coding region: 316-855 (179 amino acids)
Source: RefSeq, a predicted model, not a curated record
AAUUUUCCAAUGGGCGACAAAUCAAUGUCAAAACAUUGACCAAUCAGUUUACCCACCGCGAUAAAGGUUAUUUCGCUGUGUCCAUUAAACUAUUAUUUCUAGGUGUUAGCUGUUGCCAGCGCCGGAUAACCUUGAGUGUCUUGGCCAUCCAGAUAUUAAUUAAUUGAACUGAAAAUUUUAAUAAAUCCAAAGACAUCCGCUGAAUCAGAGUGAAGCUUUUGCUUUGUUAUCACCCAGCCGGCUUGGUCAUCAGUGAUAAGGCCACGAAAAAAAAACAGUAUCGUCAUCUUCUUUGGCUGACACGUUACACGUAACAUGGAUGAUAUUGUGCCCGAUGUGCUGGAUGCGGUUCCCGCUGGCACCAUAAAGGUCGCCUAUGGCGAUAGCUUGGAGGUGAAGCAAGGUAACGAGCUGACCCCCACCCAGGUGAAGGAUCAACCGAAUGUCAGCUGGUCUGGUCUGGAGGGAAAGUCCAACCUAUUAACCCUGCUUAUGGUGGAUCCCGAUGCUCCGACUCGCCAGGAUCCCAAGUACCGUGAGAUUCUGCACUGGGCUGUGGUCAACAUUCCCGGCAGCAAUGUGGAUCCGUCCGGUGGCCAUCCUGUGGCAGCCUACGUUGGAUCUGGUCCGCCGGAGGGCACUGGCCUGCAUCGUUAUAUUUUCCUGCUCUACCGCCAGGAGAACAAGAUCGAGGAGACGCCCACUAUACCCAAUACUAUUCGCGCAGGCCGUUUGAACUUCAAAGCCCGGGAUUUUGCCGCCAAGCACGGAUUGGGAGAACCCAUUGCUGCCAAUUACUACCAGGCCCAGUACGAUGACUAUGUGCCCAUUCGGAAUAAAACAAUCGUAGGCUAGAUUUGUGCAUAUAUCAUGCAGGGUUUCCAAUUCCCCUUCAAUAAAGUUUAACCAAUCGCUUA